AGAGCCAAAGAAGAAAGCCAAAAGUGCUCCAAAGAAGAAGAAAGAUUCAGGCACAGAUGACGAAGACGAUGAUGAUGAUGAUGAUGACGACGACACCGCAAAAAAGAAGACAAAGAAAAAGAAGGACAGCUCUCCAUCUGCAAGCUCUGCCAAAGAGAAGAAAUCUAAACCUAAAGAGGACAAAGAAACUGAAGGAAAAGAGAAAAAGUCAAAAUCCAAAGACAAGGACAAGAAGAAAGAACCAGCCUCAAUGUUCCAGAUAAAUGGCGAGAAAGACUCAAAGAGCAAGAAGAAAGCAGCUGCCAAAUCUGACAGCGACGAGAGCGAAGAGGAGACAAAGUCGAGUAAAUCAAAGAAGAAAUCCGGCGCCAGCUCUGCGUCCAUGUUCCAAACAACAGCAGACAAGGACAAAGACAAAGACAAGGACAAAGACAAGGACAAGGACAAGAAGACCAAAAAGAAAGCAAAGGCAGAAGAGAGUGAUGACUCGGACUCAGAAAAAGAGGAGAAAUCAAAAAAGAAAAAAGGCAAAGGGAAGAAGAAAAAGGAGAGAUCUCCGUCUCCUGAGAUUGAGUUUGAUGAUCUGGAGAAGUUUGUGAUGGAUCCGGCUCCACAGGGCACGACCAUCAAGUGCCGAGUGACUCGAGACCAGAGAGGGAUGGAUAAGAGUCUGUACCCUCUGUAUUACCUUCACCUCGACAAUGAGAAGAAGACCUUCUUGUUGGCCGGAAGGAAACGAAAGAAAAGUGCUACUUCAAAUUACCUCAUCUCCAUCGAUGCCACAGAUUUAUCCAGAGGAGGGGAGAACUUUGUUGGAAAGCUGAGGUCUAAUCUGAUGGGGACUAAGUUCACUGUGUUUGACAACGCUCUGAAUCCAGAGAGAGCUCUUCCUGACCUGUCUAAUGCAAGGCAAGAAUUAGCAGGCAUCAUCUAUGAAACAAAUGUUUUGGGGAUGAAAGGCCCGAGAAGGAUGACGAUCGUUAUUCCAGGAAUGAGCAAGGACAACGACAGAGUUCCUCUACGGCCAAGAAAUGAUUGUGACGGCCUGUUGUUGAGGUACCAGAAUAGAAGGAUGGAUAAUUUGAUCGAGCUUCGCAACAAGACGCCUGUGUGGAACGAAGAAACUGCGUCUCAUGUGCUCAACUUUAACGGCAGGGUCACCCAGGCCUCCAUUAAGAACUUCCAAGUUGUCCACAACAAAGACUUGGACUACAUCGUAAUGCAGUUCGGCCGAAUCGCUGACGACAUCUUCACGCUGGACUUCAACUACCCGCUGUGUGCCGUCCAGGCCUUCGCCAUCGCUCUCUCCAGCUUUGAUGGAAAGAUCGCCUGUGAAUAACAGAGAGAUGCUCACACAGAAACCAGUCUGUCAGACACCCACACCCACAUCCGAACAGAUCAUGUCUUUGGACACUGCCUUGAACGCUUCCUGUGAUAGACAGUGAUAACAAAUAAUGGCUCUUUGAAUAAGACAUCACCUCCUGUGGUGUUGUUACGUUUGUGGGUGUGGUAUUCAAUCAGAAGCAUAAUUGGUGUCCCGGUAUCAGCUGAUCUUGCACAACAUGUCAGAGUUAUUUUGAGGAGAUGACUGAGCAGACGAAGGUUACACUAUAAAAGAUGAUAAACUGUGUUAUAUUCUGGUUUUGUACCAGGCAGUGUUUACCUGCUGUAUAUUGAGUUGGAUUUCAAUACUAAUUGGCCCCUAACAUGACUUUAUAAUACAAAGACACCACUUCCAGUCACAUUAACAAUGGUCUUUAAAGGCAAAUAUCCUGUUUUCAAUUUAAAGUUACUCAAAUAUUAAGAUCUUUAAAGCGGUUCGUUAAAGCUCCUGUGAGGAGUUUUUAACCGGUUGUGCAACAUAUUGAAAUUUAUAUUGAUUAGUCUUUAUGAGUUACAAAGUAAACAAAACCAUCAGCAACAAGACUGACAAUUUCUAUAUUAUAGUUUUUAAUGCCUGAAACUGCUGCGAGGUGAUAGGUGUCAGACCAGGGGAUUGAACACACAUAAUUUCCCAUCUUCAAUAGGAAAUAUUUGAGUGUCACAGUUGACUGUUAAAAGAAAGCUGGCUUUUUGUUGGAUGAAAUACUACCUUGAACAAGAUCAGCAAAGCUAUAGGAUGCACAUCUUUGCCCACAGGGGGCGCCAGAAUCAACACAGACUGAAAGUUCCUCACAGGAGCUUUAAAGAAAGUCAAGGUCUAGAACGGGUAUUGCCUCUCAAACAACGAUCCUUCAGAGCAGAUUUUGUAAAAUAAUUUCUAGUUCAUCAGUGUUCUAGGAGCAUAAUAUUUUGUAAAAGAAGUGUGUGUAUGUGUGUGCGUGCAUGUGUGAUUUGUUCUUGUAGUCAUUUUUAACAUGUGAUCUUUAAAAAGAAACAAAGUGAUGAAGUUUAAUUUUUCUGCCCUCCUCACAUUGGGACUCAUUCAUGCUCCUGUAGGUUUUUCUAUUCUGUGUUUUGUUUGUUUGUUUCUUUUUUGUAUUAUUAAAUUAUUUUUCUGAAAACUGCCUUUUUGUUUAACUUUCAGUCUUUUUGUGAAAAUACUGUUCAAUAAAAAUUACUAAUUGA
Molecule: messenger RNA, 2568 nt
Organism: Notolabrus celidotus (New Zealand spotty)
Lineage: Eukaryota; Metazoa; Chordata; Actinopteri; Labriformes; Labridae
Product: tubby-related protein 1-like
Exons: 11
Coding region: 251-1339 (362 amino acids)
Biological process (GO): protein localization to cilium
Cellular component (GO): cilium
Molecular function (GO): actin filament binding
Source: RefSeq, a predicted model, not a curated record